CCGCACACUGUAUGCUAAGGCCGCUCGAAAACCGCUCGAAUGGUUUGGCGGAGAGGAUUAAAGCGAAACAAAAAUAACAUCUUUUGAUGGCUUAUAUUUACCCAAGCUAGCCUCGAGCUACAUAGGUGGACCGUUAAAGGUCCGUAGUUUUUGGAGAAGAUGAAAUAGCAACGCUGUAAACGAAUUCUCGUGGAUAUUUUAGUGUUUUUUCUGUGGACGUCUGUUUGUUGGUCUACACGAUUUUAACAAGCUAGCGCUAGCCUCGACUCGAAUGAGCUGCGAUGGUCGUCGCAAAUUUAUGCGGAUGUCUCCGGAGCAGUGUAUAGUGAACCGACGGCGACAAAUGGGACCAUCCAGCAUCGGCGGAAAACACCACGGCGUAGACUAAACGUUAAAGAUUCAGUAACUGGUUGAAAUUGUGGGAAUCAGACAGAGAAUUCGUGGAUUCUGCAGCAGCAGGUGUAUUUUCUAUUUGGAUUUUAGCCCACUGACAUUCUCCUACAGCCAUGGAAUCGACGGUUGAUGACGAUGCAAUGGCAGCGUGAAUGAAGCUUGGCGUGGGGAGAGCUGAACGAUGCCCAAAGGUGGGGGUUCUAAAACCCCCCAGCUGGACCACUUCCCACUCAACACCGACAUGGUGGAAAAGCAAGGUGGGAAAAAGGAUAAGGUGUUAUCAAACAAGACUCCCAAAUUGGAUCGCAAUGAUGGGGUCAAAGAGAUGAAAGAAAAGGCCUCUAAAAGGAAGCUGCCCUUCACUGCUGGAGCAAAUGGAGACCAGAAAGAUUCUGACUCAGAGAAACCAGGUCCAGAGCGGAAACGCAUUAAAAAAGAGCCCACCAACACCCGGAAGGCAAGCUUGCCGUUUGGAAUGGGGAUGCCAGGGAUCCGGGCCGGGUACCCCCUCUCCGAGCGGCAGCAGGUGGCCUUGCUCAUGCAAAUGACAGCUGAGGAGUCCGUCAACAGUCCAGAUACAACACCAAAGCAUCAGUCACAGUCCAGUCUGGGUCAGAAGGGAACGCCAAACUCUGCAUCUAAAACCAAAGACAAAGUGAAUAAACGGAAUGAGAGAGGAGAGACUCGACUGCACAGAGCAGCAAUCCGUGGAGAGGUACGCCGCAUCAAGGAGCUCAUCAGCGAGGGAGCUGAUGUGAAUGUAAAAGACUUUGCAGGCUGGACUGCAUUGCAUGAAGCAUGCAACAGGGGGUAUUAUGAUGUGGCGAAACAGCUGCUGGCAGCCGGAGCAGAGGUCAACACCAAGGGGCUGGAUGAUGACACCCCUCUACAUGAUGCAUCGAAUAAUGGACAUUUCAAGGUGGUUAAGCUACUUUUACGGUAUGGAGGGGACCCGCGUCAAAGCAACAGGAGAGGGGAAACCCCACUGAAGGUUGCCAACUCUCCAACUAUGCUCAAUCUGUUGCUGGGGAAAGGCACUUACACCUCAAGUGAAGAAAGUUCAUCAGAAUCUUCAGAGGAGGAAGACGCCCCCUCGUUUGCCCCGUCCAGCUCUGUUGAUGGCAAUAACACAGACUCAGAUGUUGAGAAGGGCCCGAAGUUAAAAGGGAAAACCGCAGACCCUCCUAAAUCUGCCGUCACACCUGUCAAAGAUGAAUACGAAUUUGAUGAGGAUGACGAGGAGGAACGCGUCCCUCCCGUAGACGAUAAACACCUCUUGAAAAAAGACUUCCGCAAGGACUCAGUAAGCAAGACCAACAGCUUCAUCUCUAUACCCAAGAUGGAGGUUAAAACCUAUUCCAAAAGCAACUCGCUCACACCAAAGAAACCUGGCAGGCGGAUCAUCUCUGACAGUAAUAGUUCAGACGAGGAUGAUAGGACGUUGUGUUUCACGCCAGCGCCUACGCCACGGCAACAAGCCCAGCAAACAAAUACUAAGACUAGAGACUCUGGCAGCAUGAGCUCUAAACAACAAAAAGACAAGAAUAAAGUCAAGAAGAAGCGAAAGAAGGACAGUAAAAAUAGUGUCAGUAAAGAAGUCCGGUUUGGUAAAGUCAACGACAAAUUCUGUACGUCUGACUCCGAUUGUGCGGAUUUGGAGAGUGAGGACGAUAAGGGCUCAAAUAGCAUAAAAGACUCUUCUGCAGCAAACCUGAAAGACUCUCCAGGCUUUAAUGCUUCCUCCUCCUCCUCCUCCUCCCAUGGAAACUUGAACUCUCAGAAACAGACGCCGUCUUUAGCAGAACAGCAUCCAAAGCAGUGGAGGACGGAUAACUGGAAGACCGUGUCGUCUCCCACAUGGUCAGACGUCAGUUCGCUCUCAGAUUCGGUCAGAACUAGACUGUCCAGUGGGUCUGACUACUCCUCUGAAGCUGAAGAUUCCUGCGUGGAGUCGAUAAAACAAGUAAAGAGGAAAGCGCAGGAAAACAAAAAGAAGAAUAACAACGUGCACAGUAACACUGUGGAAAAGAAAAACUCAGAGCUCUACAAAAAUACAGAGAGCACCAUCUCCAAAACUGACGUGGAUGGCAAAGUGGUGAAAAAGCAUAAAGUGAAGCACAAGCACAAAAAUAAGGAGAAGGACAAAGCUCCUAGUCUAGUGCUUAAUCAAGAUAUGAAUGAGAAAUUUGUUAAGAGCUAUUCUUUUGAUUUUGAUGAUUCGAGGCAAAAGUCCCUAAUUGUUGAGUCAGAAUCACCAGCUGAGAGCAAAGUCAAAUUAUCCAAACAUGAAAAAGACCAUUCAAAAAAGGAGGACAGGUUUUCGAAAACAAAGUCUGAGGAUAAGGAUUGGUCCUCGGGAAAAGACCUGCACAGAACAACAAAAGAGGAGAAAAACAAGAAAACAAAGGACUCCACCAAGGACAAGUUAAAUAAGGAGGAGAGGGAAAAGCCUAUAAAAUCUGACAAGGAGAGGAACGUCAAAGAGAAGGAGAAACCCAAGGAAGAUAAACAAAAAGCUCACAAAGAGGAGAAAAAGAAAAAGUCUAAGGAGAAGUCCUCCUCAAAGACAGACAGGAAAAGUGAGCAGAAAGAGGAAAAACAUCUGAAGGCGGAAAAGGACAAAAAUGCCAAGGAGGAUAAGGAGAAGUGUAAAAAAGACAAAGUACAGAAAGAGGAGUCUGAGUACGAAAGCUAUGACGUUAAUCGUUUCCUCAACUUGGAGGACACAAAACUCAGUGCCUCCGAUGACCAUCAUGACAGAUGGGGCUCUGAGAUGUCCUCUGACUCCUCCCUCUAUGGCGACGACAGCUGGGAUGCUCCUGUCAAAGAGUACAAGGACUACAAAGCCAAUAAUUCUGUUAAACUUAUUGUUGAGACUGUUAAGGAGGAGACGAGGAGGAAAGAAAACAAAGUCAAGGACAAGAAAUCAGACCACAAUGAGAAGAGAUCAGAAAAGGAGGCUACUUCUAAGAAAAAAGACAAGGACCCUUCGGAAAAGACAAACGAAAAGAAGAAAGACUGGUCAGAAAAACAAAAAUUAAACUCCAGCCACUCAGUUGAGAAAGAAAAGAAGAGGAAAGAGUCCACAGAGGCAGCCAAGGACAAAAAAGACAAGGAUUCUCUGGACAGCAGUCGAGACCGUAAAGACUCGUAUGAGUUCAUGAAAGAAAGAAAGGAUAUCAAAAUCAAGCAGGAAUCGAUAAGAGAUGAAUAUGGCAAUGAUACUUUCUUCAAAGACAUUGAUCCUGUCAGUAAAUCGUGUGAUAUCAGAGAAAGGAACCACUCUGGGAAGGAGAAAGAAAAGAAGGGUGAGGGAAUGGAGAAACGGGAAAAGACAAAAGCUGACAAGCACAAAGAGAAAACAAAAGACAGAGGAGCUGAUCAGGAGAAGGACAAGAGUGAUAAAAGCUCCACAGAAAAAACUGUCAAGGAUAAAGAUGCUGACCGGAGUACCAAAGACAAGAAGGAGGGGGCCAAAGACAAACAUAAAGACUCUCAUGGCAAAGACAAAGAUCGAAAGAUGUCUUCAGAACAGACAAAGGAAAAGAAAGAGAAGGCCUCUCAAGACAAACAUUCAGAUCGGGAGAAAGAUUUCUUGGAGGUAAAGAAAGAGGAAAGAAAAACUGAGAAGAUCCGGGAGAAAACGUGGUACAAAAUAGCCGACAUAUUCACUGAUGAAAGCGAUGAUGACGACGACAGCUACAGCGGUGGGGUACUGGUGUCUGAUUCCAUCAGAAAAGAUUCGACACCCGAUCAAGAUGAGCUGGAUCACUUCCCUUCAGAAAAAAGAAAAUCUUCUGCAGAUAGUAAACAUAACACAGAAAAGGCAAAAGACAAAGAGCACAAAGAUAAGAAGAAGGAUAAGGCCACAUUUGACACAGGUAAAGAGAGGAAAGGCUCCCAGGAGAAACACGGCAAGGACAGGAAAGACCCGGUAGAUACAAAACAUAAGGAGAGGAAAGACAGGAUGUCAGUGGACUCAAACCAAGAGAAGAAAAACAAGCAGAAGCUUCUGGACAAAAGGGACACGAGCGAGGAAAAAACCAAGAGCAAAUAUAAAGACAAGCAGGACCAUUCCAAGGAAAGAAAGCCCUCGAAAGGAAGCGGGGAGAAUGAGAAGUCUCUCUUAGAAAAACUGGAGGAGGAGGCUAUGAAUGACUACAAGGAUGACUCCAAUGACAAGAACAGUGAAAUCUCCUCCGACAGUUUCACUGACAGAGGUCACGAUCCGGUCCUCACCAGUUACUAUGACUCAAUCAGCCUGCCUGAUAUGGCCGAGGACAGAAGAGACUCCCUGUCCAUAUCUACGCCACAAGACAAGUUCAGAGAGAAAGAGAGGCAUCGGCACUCCUCUUCGUCCUCAUCCAAGAAAAGCCAUGACAAGGAGAAGGAAAAGACAAAAAAAGACAAAGGAGACAAACGUGACAAAACAGAAGAAAUUAGAGAGUCCUACGGCCGCAGAGAGAGCCUGCCUUUUGAGAAAGAGCCUAUGCCUCUAGAGGCAGACCCUUACACAUUCCCAUACGGAGGUAAGGGAGACGGAGAGGACGACUUCGAUAAGACAUUAGAAUUUGAGAAGGAGAUGUCCAAAAAGGACAAAGACAAAGGAACUGGUGUCAUAAGUGACAGAAUGAAAGACAAAAAGAAAAAGGAAAAGCAUAAAGAAAAAAUUAAGGAAGAGAAGAAUAAAUAUAUCGAUGGCUUUGGGUCAUUUAAACACUCCAAAGAUGACGCAAAGUCAGGGUUGAAAGACAGCCCACAGGUCACUGUUCUGAAGGACCGGUCAAAGGAAGACAGUCCUAAAUUUGAUAUGAAAAAAGACAGAAAUCGGGAUACGCUAGACAAAGACAACAGACUGGACCACAAUAAAUCUAAGGCUAAGGAUGAAAAUGAAAAGCUCUCUCAGCCCAAAGACAAUGCAAGGAAAGAUAAUCGACCACGUGAAAAACUGUUGGUUGAUGGGGAUUCUCAGAUGACAAGUUUUGGUCAGAUGUUGAGUCAGAAAGACCAAGAGAAUGAAGAGCGGCUCAAGAAAUACAGAGAAAAAAUGAAGCAGAUGGAGAAGCUUAGACCCAAGUCUGGCGACCCAAAACUAAAAGACAAAACCAAGUCUACAGAGGAAAUACGGAAAAGCCGCAGUGAGCUAUCAUCCAAGAAAUCUAACAGCCUUGAGUCUGGUCUUAAAGAGAAGAAGCUGAAGGAUGUUGGUCUCCCGGCCCAAAUGAUGUCUCCAGGCAGAAAGUUCCAGCCUACUGAUAAUCAGAACUCAAAGGAUUGGCUCCCUGGCCACCAAAUCAAGGACAACCUCCCUGCUUCUCCCAGGCCAGAUCAAAGCAGGCCAACUGGUGUUCCCACACCUACACCUGUCAUGUCAUGCCCCAGCUUCGAGGACGUAAUGCAAACUCCACGUACACCAUCCUGUAGUGCAGAGGAUUACCCUGACAUUAUGCUGGAUCCGCUGGACUGUCAGAACUCGUCUGCAAUGACUAUGUCAAUGAAUGCCUGCUCCCCAUCCUUCUUUGAAAGCAGGUACUCUAACCCCCAGACUUUUCCGGAGGGCACAUGUCCUACCCCUGCGAAGAACCUCCAGCUCCCCCUUGUCAGUCGUUCUGCAUCCUCUGAUGUCCGCCGCCCUCUAGAAGAUGAGUUCAAGGCAGAGGCAAACAAGUUUCUUCGACAGCAGAAUGAUCCAGGGGCGGAAUUUGAUCAGACGUCUGCCUGUCAGCCUCUCGAGGACAAAUCUGCAACUCUGGAUAGAUUGGAGUUGAUGUCUACGUAUUUUCCUCCAAUAAGGGUACCAUCACCUCGGCGAGAGCCAUCCUAUCAAACACCAGAUGCAGCAACACCAACUCUUGCUGGCAACGACGGUAAUGAACACCUUCCUGAAAGUGUGUACAACAAUUUCUUGCCCAAACCGUCGACACCAGUUCACAGGCCAGACCCCCAGGAGCCAUGCUUUGACAUUGCAGCACCACCAACUCCAGCUCCAGCUGCCUUGCCACCCUUGGAUAUCGACGAUAUCACGGAGCACCACCACAGCGAGCCUAAUCUGGUCGUCUCAAAUCUUCCAUCUGUCACAGAAGAACAAGAAGAGGAAGAAGAAGAGGAGGAGGAGGAAGAGGAGGAGGAAGAGGGCGACAUGGAUGAGAGACUUGAUGGAGAGCACUGUGCAGUGGAUGAGCCGGACCAAACAAGGGAGCCAUGCUCGUUUUCUCCUCAAGUUGAGGAUCCUUUGCAGAAGAGCUGGCCUGCAGAGUCUCCAGACCAGCAUGAGCCAGAAGUCCACCAACUGUCCCCCACACAUCCUGCAGCUGACCACGGAGAGAACUGUUUCGAUCACAACAUGGGUUGGAACAAUGACAUGGAUAUGAAAUCUCCCCACAGGACAUAUGGAGAAAUAGAGGCUGCUGUCUCCAAAAUAACCAGCCCUUACUCCCAUUCUGAUAAUGACAUGCAGCCCUUGUCUGGACACCCCUCUGUCACUUCCCCUUAUGCUACCUGGAGCAGGUGGCACAAAGAUGACCCAGAGGACUUUGAUGAGCAGAAGGAGGCUGUGGCUGAUAUACCCUCUCCAGAGAGGCCAGACACUGCUAUGGAUGAGGACCCCAACUAUUUAAACAACUCUUCUUCCUCCAAUAGGCUGGAGUCCUUCUUUCCAGACUGCAACAAGCCGAGCAUCGAAGAGGGACACCAGGUGGAGACAGAGACAACAUGUGUGGAACCAGACAGCAGACAGAGCACACACAGUUUCAGUGCUGCCGCUGAAACUCACAUGGCUCCAGCUGUGGGCCCUGAGCCUGUGGUUCCCUGGGAAGAUCCAUUUUCAGCUGAUGAAGACGACCUGGGACCUUUCUCCUUGCCUGACCUUCCACUGCCAGACAAGUCAGAAGAAGCUGAGUCUGGGGAACCUGAACUUGCUGAUCACAACAAGAGUGUGUCGACCCACAUUAGACACACUAUUACAGACAGAGAGGAUCUGGACAUUAUGGAAGUAGACCUGCCAACCCUAGCAAAGACCUCACGCUCUGCUGGAGACUUAGGCUUAGGGGAAUCUGCUAGACAGGACUUUGUUGUGCCAUCACCACAUGCCCCUUUCCAGCAGGAAUUGGACCCCGAGCCUCAAAGUGUGCCUGUCAACAGCUCAGUGGGACUUAACCAACAACAGAGCAGCAUUUUGGAAAGGAAACUACCUUAUGGGGGAUCGGAUGAGUCUGAUCCCAGCAUGUUGUAUACAUCUGUAAAAUCAGAUGCCAGUCAGCAACCACAUAUACAGAUGCAUUCGCACUCUGAGUCAUUGCAUAUAACCCUGGACUCUGUGCCUGCUGUCAAGCCGGACACGAGACAGGAGGAGAUGCCUGAGGCUGUACCAGAGCCUGUGUCCUGCAGUCCUCUUCCUCAGAUCCCAGAAGUGGUCACCCUCUCCACCUCCGUGGAGCCACAGGACACUCAGGACGCAUCCAAGCAAACAUUGGUGACCUUGACCACAGUGUCCGCCCCUGUAGAUGUUCCCAAGAAGGUGGAUGAAAUCCCGCAAAGGAUGACCCGAAAUCGCGCCAAGAACAAUCCAGCUGCUGCUUUUGCCGUUGCCACCCCUCCUACCUCUAGCAUAAUAACCUCAUCUACCGCUGCCACCUCAGUGACAACCAGUCCGGUGGUGAGCAUUAACCCAGUUCCUACUAGAACCCCAACACCCACCUCAGCAUCUUCCUUUACAGCUCUGAAAAAAGAGAAAGACUCUGGGCUUAGUGUCCCGUCUACUGCUUCUAAUUUGACCCCAGCAGUAUCUGUGACGACUUCUACGGUGGUUCUCAGCAAGACAACAAAAGGUCGUCCUCUUCCUGUCGACGAAGAGGAAUCUCAAACCCAGCACCCACGGAAGAGGAAGUUUCCACGUUCUACAGGGCAGCAAGUCCAGGUUCAGCUGGUAAAUACAGCCAUGCAGCAGACCAGGGAGAUGAUACAGCAGACUUUAGCUGUAGUGGUCAAUGCCAUCAAGCUAGACGACAUUGAACCCUACCGCAGCGAACGUUCCAACCCGUACUUUGACUAUCUGCAGAUUAGGAAGAAGAUUGAGGAAAAGAGGAAGAUUCUCUGCUACAUCACGCCUCAGGCUCCACAGUGUUAUGCUGAAUAUGUAACCUACACUGGCUCCUACCUGCUUGAUGGCAAGCCUCUCAGCAAGUUGCACAUCCCUGUGAUUGCUCCACCUCCAUCACUGUCAGAACCUCUGAAGGAGCUCUUUAGGCAACAAGAGGCAGUAAGGGGCAAGCUUAGGUUGCAACACAGCAUAGAACGGGAGAAGCUGAUUGUUUCAUGUGAACAGGAGGUUUUAAGGGUCCACUGCAGGGCAGCCAGGACAAUAGCCAAUCAGGCUGUGCCGUUCAGCGCCUGCACCAUGCUGUUGGACUCUGAAGUGUACAAUAUGCCAUCGGAGAGCCAGGGUGAUGAGAACAAAUCUGUGAGAGAUCGCUUCAAUGCGCGGCAGUUCAUUUCCUGGAUCCAGGACGUGGAUGAUAAAUACGACCGCAUGAAGACGUGUUUGUUGAUGCGACAGCAGCACGAGGCAGCAGCUCUCAAUGCGGUGCAAAGAAUGGAGUGGCAGCUGAAAGUCCAAGAACUGGACCCAGCGGGGCACAAAUCCCUGUGCGUCAACGAAGUGCCGUCCUUCUACGUGCCAAUGGUCGAUGUCAACGACGACUUUGUCCUGCUGCCCGCGUGACAUACCGCUUCCCACAGAGAGAAAACUUAGUCUCGAUCACUUCUUAUCAAGGAGACUUCGUUGAACCGAACGAAUGGAAAGGGCUAGCAAGUUUGAGAGAGGACCAUAGAGGGGGAAAAAAUUUAUUCUCUAGAAAAAGAAUAAAAAUGAAAAACU
Molecule: messenger RNA, 9268 nt
Organism: Pundamilia nyererei
Lineage: Eukaryota; Metazoa; Chordata; Actinopteri; Cichliformes; Cichlidae
Gene: ankrd11
Product: ankyrin repeat domain 11
Exons: 14
Coding region: 575-9112 (2845 amino acids)
Biological process (GO): anatomical structure morphogenesis
Molecular function (GO): protein binding
Source: RefSeq, a predicted model, not a curated record